Micropterus salmoides (largemouth bass) is the source of this 783-nucleotide messenger RNA. RefSeq names its product histone H3. NCBI's taxonomy places the organism in Eukaryota, Metazoa, Chordata, Actinopteri, Centrarchiformes, Centrarchidae. The record is from RefSeq and is a predicted model, not a curated record. The coding region runs from base 24 to 434 and encodes 136 amino acids. Gene Ontology annotation, cellular component: nucleosome. The transcript has a single exon. Gene Ontology annotation, molecular function: DNA binding; protein heterodimerization activity; structural constituent of chromatin.
CUGUUGAGAGAAACGACACUGAAAUGGCCAGAACCAAGCAGACCGCGCGUAAAUCCACCGGAGGAAAAGCUCCCAGGAAGCAGCUGGCCACCAAGGCUGCCCGUAAGAGCGCCCCGGCCACCGGCGGAGUGAAGAAGCCCCACCGCUACAGGCCCGGUACCGUGGCUCUCCGAGAGAUCCGCCGCUACCAGAAGUCCACCGAGCUGCUGAUCCGCAAGCUGCCCUUCCAGCGCCUGGUGAGGGAGAUCGCUCAGGACUUCAAGACCGACCUGCGCUUCCAGAGCUCCGCCGUCAUGGCUCUGCAGGAGGCCAGCGAGGCUUACCUGGUCGGCCUCUUCGAGGACACCAACCUGUGCGCCAUCCACGCCAAGAGGGUCACCAUCAUGCCCAAAGACAUCCAGCUGGCCCGACGCAUCCGCGGAGAGAGGGCUUAAACCCCCCCCACACCUCUUUACACCACAACGGCUCUUUUAAGAGCCUCCUCACUAAAGCUCAAGAGCUCCUUCCUCUGAUCAUGAGAACAAUCAUAUAUUACAGUUCAAUCAAACACUGAUGAUCACAUCACAGCAAGAAAAUGGGUCUUCUUCACAUCAGGCUGCUUACAAUAUUGGAAACUUCUUGUUUUGAACAAAUGAUUUGCUUCAUUUUCAAGAUUUCUCUUAGAAUCAAAGUGUUAAAGUAAUAACUGGCUACUACAAGUUAAUUAAAUAUAAAAACUGAACAAACUGUAUUAGAGGACUCCUGAAAGAGAGAACACGACUAAUAAACUACAUUUUUACUGCA